AUGAGCAUAGUGGAUGCAUCUGUUGUAUGGAACAAACGCAGUGUUGAUCCGUGGAAUCGAGUGACCUGCUGCAAAGAACCCGUUCUAACUGUCAUCGAAUUUUGUCAGGUACAAGGUCCGCGACCACUGUAUACACAUCCAGCAAAUACUGGCCCACAUCUUGAUCUGGAUAGCGUUGCAAUUUGGUUGAUGAGUUCGGAAGCGAUCCAUGGCUCCAGUCUGAUCGUCUACAAUCAACAGAUGGCCAUUUAUGCAUGUGUCCACCAUUCCACUCUGCUGGAUCUGCAUGCUCGAGCAUUUCAGCGGCCGAUAUCAAUAGCUCUGCUAACGGCUGUGAAACCAACUACGGCAAUUUUUAAGAAAUUUAAUGAAAUCACUCGUCGAUUACUUUCGCCAUUACUGGUCUGCAAUCGAACAUUAUUCAAGUUUGCUUCUUUUCCUUCCUUUAUGUUCUCUUAGAU
Gongylonema pulchrum is the source of this 461-nucleotide messenger RNA. Lineage: Eukaryota; Metazoa; Nematoda; Chromadorea; Rhabditida; Gongylonematidae. The record is from the annotation of a GenBank genome assembly.